Molecule: messenger RNA, 1013 nt
Organism: Mesoplodon densirostris (Blainville's beaked whale)
Lineage: Eukaryota; Metazoa; Chordata; Mammalia; Artiodactyla; Ziphiidae
Gene: SPIC
Product: Spi-C transcription factor
Exons: 6
Coding region: 89-835 (248 amino acids)
Biological process (GO): regulation of transcription by RNA polymerase II; cell differentiation
Cellular component (GO): nucleus
Molecular function (GO): sequence-specific DNA binding; DNA-binding transcription factor activity, RNA polymerase II-specific
Source: RefSeq, a predicted model, not a curated record
AAAAAAUCGUGAAAUGUCUUUGAUCCUCGGUUUAGAUUCUUCAUCCGUGAAAUGGAGCUAAGCAGAAUUGUCAGUUUAUUAAUGAAGCAUGGCUUGUGUUGAACAAGACAAGCUGGGUCAAGCAUUUGAAGAUGCUUUUGAAGUACUGAGGCAACAUUCAACUGGUGAUCUUCAGUACUCCUCAGAUUACAGAAAUUACCUGGCUUUCAUCAACCACUGUUCUCAUAUCAGAGGAAAUUCCAACAGCUAUGGUGUGCUGCCCACAGAGGAACCGGUCUACAAUUGGAGAACAGUAAAAAACAGUGCUGCGGACCUCUAUUUUGAAGGAAAUAUUCAUCAGUCUCUGCAGAACAUCCCUGAAAACCAGCUGGUGCAACCUGCUCUUCUCCAGCAAAAGGGAGGAAAAGGCAGGAAGAAGCUCCGACUGUUUGAAUACCUUCAUGAAUCCCUGUGUAAUCCCGAGAUGGCAUCUUGUAUUCAAUGGAUAGAUCAAACCAAAGGCAUCUUUCAGUUUGUAUCAAAAAACAAAGAAAAACUUGCCCAACUUUGGGGGAAAAGAAAAGGCAAUCGGAAGACCAUGACUUACCAGAAAAUGGCCAGAGCACUGAGGAAUUAUGGAAGAACUGGGGAAGUCAUCAAAAUCCGGAGAAAGUUAACUUACCAGUUCAGUGAGGCCAUUCUCCAAAGACUGGCUCCAUCUUAUUUCUUGGAAGAAGAGAUCUUCUACUCACAGUGUGUUCAACCUGAUCAAGGAUAUCUCAGUUUUAAUAACUGGAAUGCAAAUUAUAAUUAUACAUAUGCCACUUACCAUGAUCUAAGUCACCCUGAUUGCUAAAUAUACUCUUAUAUAUCAAAAUUUUCUGGCAUCAGAAAUCCCUACGAGUUUUAGGAUUUUUCUCUGAAAGCAAAUACUGAAAAACAAAACAAAAACCCCGAACUUCAUUAUUGCUAUCUUUUAUGAAGUACCGUAUAAUCUAUACUAACUUGGUGAAAAAUUUUGCCAGUGAACAACU